Messenger RNA from Myripristis murdjan (pinecone soldierfish), 1996 nucleotides. RefSeq names its product rhotekin-like. The coding region runs from base 55 to 1455 and encodes 466 amino acids. The transcript has 13 exons. The record is from RefSeq and is a predicted model, not a curated record. Lineage: Eukaryota; Metazoa; Chordata; Actinopteri; Holocentriformes; Holocentridae. Gene Ontology annotation, cellular component: actomyosin contractile ring. Gene Ontology annotation, biological process: septin ring organization; signal transduction; mitotic cytokinesis.
CAUUUCGCUCACUGGAUGCCUAGAGCUGCUGGGUGACUGGAGCAGAGCUGGAACAUGAAUGAUAUCAACCAGGACGAGGAGGUGCAGAAGCAGAUAGCAAGGGAAGUGCGAAUGCAGGAGGGAGCCAGCAAGCUACUGGCGGCUUGUUCCCAGAGAGAGCAGGCCUUGGAGGCGUCCAAAAGCCUGGUAACGUGCAGUGCCCGUAUUUUGGCCUUGCUCAGCCAACUGCAGAAGAUGAGAGAAGCUCAGGUCCUACAGAGGAUGGGACGCAGGUCAUCUGAAGUUGUUUCAUUUAAUGAGAGGCUGCCAUGUAUGGGUAAAGUCGCCAUUUCAGAUCUGCGUAUUCCUCUCAUGUGGAAAGACUCAGAGUACUUCAAAAACAAAGGAGAGCUACAUCGCUGUGCGGUCUUCUGCCUGGUCCAGUGUGGUACAGAGAUCUAUGACACAGAUCUGGUGAUGGUAGACAGGACGCUGACUGACAUCUGUUUUGAGGAAACCAUCUUGUUUAACGAGGUGGGUCCAGGGUUUCAGCUGCGUGUGGAGCUGUACAGUAGCUGUGUGCCUGAGGACUUCUCCCUUGGGGCUCCAGCACCCAGGAGACUGAGCCGUCUGGGUGGCUCUCUGGGGUGCACCACUAGGAAAAAGACCCGUGCUGCCCUCAAGUCUGCAGCUGGUUGUAGGACCUUUUCCAGCAGAGGGGGAGCAAGAGGAGAUGCAGGAGGCAGGGAUUCAUCAUCGCCUUCAUUGCCCGGUGUGACUCGACUGGGGCCUAAGUAUCACCUGUUGGCUCACACCACACUGAGAAUAGACCACGUCCAGGACAGCUUCAAGACACAUGACUUGUCACUAGCGGCUGCAGAGGAUAGUCCAUUCUGGUUGCCUCUCUAUGGCAACAUGUGCUGUCGCUUGGUUGCUCAGCCCCUCUGCAUGGUUCAACAAAUUAUUACUGGCAAACUAAUGGUUAAGCUUGGAGAGGACCUUAAUUGCUGGGACAAUGCCUACGGUGUCCUCAGAGGGACAAGCCUCUUCUGCUAUCACAGUCAAGACGACUUUGAGUCUGACAAACAGCCAUUAUUAACGAUCCCCAUCAACAAGGACACCCUCAUCUGUUUGUCAGAGAGAGAGCCCCUCCAGGCCCAGAGUAUACACAUCAGUACACAGUGCCUGGGGGAAGAUGCAACGUACACACUGACCACACACACUCCUGAUGACACACAGCGAUGGAUGGAGGCCUUCUGGCAGCACUUCUAUGACAUGAGCCAGUGGAAGCACUGUUGUGAUGACCUCAUGAAAAUUGAAAUGCCGUGCCGCAGGAAAUCCAUCACAGUGAAGCAGGGAUCACUAUACCAUGAAAUAGUAACACCCUCCUCUCCUAAUGAGGCCGAUCCUAUGAUCCAGGAUUUGCCAACUGAGAUCCGUACUUUACUGUCUUCCUACUACAAUGAAAGUUAUUGAUGACCCGGCCACAGUUGUGCUGCCACAGUGAGAAACACCUCUAUGCGUCUGUGGUUGUCAAGCUUCAUCAUGAAUAUGGAAUGAAAUAUGGUGCUGUUUCAUCAGACACCUGAAACACAAGAUACCUCCUUAUUGCCUCUAUAAAGUGCCCACAAUGAGUUCAGGAAUUCAGAGACAAGUCACUGGAUCACUACCCAUCAAUAGCCAGCAUUGCUCAAUAGCAGGCCAGUUUUAGGUUUGGCAGUCAUCAGCACCAACUUGCAGUACAGCUUUUAUCAGUUGUUGUCAUCUGCAUGAUAGUCAUGCAUGUGAAAAUCCAGUUUGGCUUGAGGAAGAAAUUCCUCAUUGCUCUUUCUUCUAUCAUGUCCUUAAUCUUGAGUCAUGGUUCAUCUCGAGUGGAAAUCUUUUUUUUUUUUUUUCCUUAAAUAAAUGAUUUCUGAACAUGUAAUCAGCUGAGUGUUAACUUAAUAGAAAGUGAAGUACCCUCAACUGUCUAUGUACUUUAUUUUUUGGUAAAUUAAAUAGCUAAUUGUCAAAAGCU